Molecule: messenger RNA, 1314 nt
Organism: Bombina bombina (fire-bellied toad)
Lineage: Eukaryota; Metazoa; Chordata; Amphibia; Anura; Bombinatoridae
Gene: MRPS22
Product: mitochondrial ribosomal protein S22
Exons: 8
Coding region: 63-1043 (326 amino acids)
Cellular component (GO): mitochondrial small ribosomal subunit
Molecular function (GO): structural constituent of ribosome
Source: RefSeq, a predicted model, not a curated record
CUCCCAGUGUACUUUGUGACAGAUAUCCGCAAACGGAAGUCGCUGACCUGCUGGUUUUCACCAUGGCUGCGUCCACGGGUUGGUUGCUGAGGCGAAUUCGUCCUGGGACAGUGACUUGGAGGAGAGCGUUAUGUGCUGGUGAUAACCAUGCCUCUAAGCCAAGGGCUCCUACAUUUAUGGACCAAGAUGUGCAGACAUUAUUGAAAAAUAUGACUGGCCUUCAUUUGGACAAGGUCUUUAUACCUUUGAAGCAGGAGCUGAAGCCUCCUUCUUACAAACUGCUUACAGAAGAGCAGUAUCAACAAUCUCUUCAAAAGGCAGCUGAGGCCUCUGAGAAAUACCUGGCAAUGCCACCAGUGCUGAGUGAGCGCAAGCAAAUAGAUGAAGUUCUAGCCAAGGAUGAAAUACUGGCCGACAUAGAGACCUCCAAAUACGUAUUCACCGACAUCACUUACAGCACUCCACACCGGGAACGGUUCAUUGUGGUAAGAGAACCAAGUGGAGUUCUGCGUAAAGCCACAUGGGAAGAAAGAGACCGUAUGAUCCAGGUGUACUUUCCUCAGGAAGGCCGCAAACUGGUCCCCCCACAUGUCUUUCAAGAAGAGAAUAUGCAGGUCCUCUUCCGGCAAGAUCGUCAUGAAGAACUUCUCAAUCGUUGCGUGAAUCAGUUUGAACCAGACUGUUCAGAUUUUAUUCGUGUACAUCACCAUACUUAUGAGGACAUUAAUAUGCAUGGCAAAUAUGACCUGCUACGUUCAACAAGACACUUUGGUGGGAUGGUGUGGUACCUGGGCGGUCAGAAGAAGAUAGAUGGACUUCUCAUAGACAUGAUACAGAGGGACCUGAUUGAUGAUGCUGGCAGUUUGAUUCGUUUGUAUCACAUGCUCCACCCAGACACAGAGUGUGCAAGAGAGUCGCAUGGAGUUCAUGAUAACAAAGAACUUAUUAAGAUCUUUGUAAAAAUGGAGGCACAGAAGCCAGGCUACAUAGAGUUGGCUUUGCAAGCAUAUCAGGAAUCCUUAAGUAAUGCAGCCGCAUCCUGACUGAGCAGCUAAGGAGCUGUAUCUGCACUUCAGUUCUAUGGACUGUUUUAUAACUAAAAAAGGCAGUACUGUAUUGUCAUAACAAACAAUGAGACUGAUAAUAAUGUAGUAUUUAACACUGCUUCUGUGUACUGCUUAAAGAGACACAAUGCCUACUGAUUUAAGAGGAUAAGGUUUAAAGUAUUCUGGUAUAUUACCAAGUUCAAGACAUGUCUAUAUAUUGAUAUUGCCAAGAAUGUGCAUUUCUAAAUAAAUAUAGUGAAAAAAAUAA